This is a messenger RNA of Tribolium castaneum (red flour beetle), 1074 nucleotides long. RefSeq lists its product as uncharacterized. The record is from RefSeq and is a predicted model, not a curated record. Lineage: Eukaryota; Metazoa; Arthropoda; Insecta; Coleoptera; Tenebrionidae. The transcript is spliced from 5 exons. The coding region runs from base 178 to 972 and encodes 264 amino acids.
CUUACAAACAAGUUCUUCAAAUACUCGUAAUAUUUAACGACUGCGAGUCAAGAUAUCGUGCAUUGAGUCAUACACAUCGUGCAGGUAAAGCACUAAAAUAAUUACAGCUACAAAUAAAAUCCAACCUUUCAAAGUGCACAAAAUUUUUUCACAGAGUAGGUGUGCUAUUUACUUAAAAUGAUAACCGAAUGGCAAAAAAUCUUUCUCCUUUUCAUCUGCUCCUUCCGCUACACACAGUCUGUUGAUUAUUAUGACUUGGAAAAUCUCGGGGCAAAUAUUAACCGAGAGGUGCAGGAAAGUCUCAAACCCCUUAAUAAUUUAGGCGCAACUAUUACCCAACGUGUGAAUAAGGAGAUAGAGCACGUACGUCAGUUACCCUCAAGACUUGAUACUUUAGGUGAAACCAUCUCACAACAAGUGUAUGAGGGUUUGAGACCAGUCCGUGAAAUGCAAUCCCGCAUGAGAAUAAAGUUUGGGACAGAAGGAGGAACCACAAUUGCAACCUUUCAAGAUAAUAGACAAUUUAUCAUCCGAAAUGGCGUAAUGUACACCUGCGGAGGUCAAAUAUCGCAAGAAACCGGUGCCUGUUCUGGCAGUUUGAAAAAAGCCACAUUAAACAACGAGAAAGAUUUUUGCUACGCUAAUGUUAACACCAUUAUUAACAAUUACUACUGCAUUGGCAAUGGUAAUGUAAAUACCGGUUACGUCAACGGGAAAAUCUAUUGUUCCAGUAAUGAUGGGAGUAAGACUUUGCUGAUUUCGGAACAGGAUUAUAGGAAACAAUGUGGGAAUGUUGCAAAUUCGGUGACUUACAAAUACUUCACCAGUCGUAAAUUGGGUGACCAUGAUAGUGGGGUCCAUUGCACGGGAAAUGAGCCCAAGAUUGUUUGCACAAUGACCGAAAAUCGCCAAAAUGUAGGCACUAAUGUUGUGCAAGUCAAUGGAGGCUCGUACAUCAGCAGCACAAAUUAAUUGCACUGAUUGAAAAAAAUUUAUUUCAAAAAGUUUUAAUACAAUUGUAUGUGUAUUGUAAAAAUAAUAGAGUACGUGAGAUUACAAAUGGUAGAAACACUA